Molecule: messenger RNA, 1681 nt
Organism: Stereum hirsutum FP-91666 SS1
Lineage: Eukaryota; Fungi; Basidiomycota; Agaricomycetes; Russulales; Stereaceae
Exons: 7
Coding region: 269-1555 (428 amino acids)
Source: RefSeq, a predicted model, not a curated record
GUCCACGUUUCUUGUGUUUCACAAACCAUUGUUCUUUGCCCCGCCUUUUGUACAUAUAGCCAGUAUCCUUUUGAAUGCAACUCGGUUUCCUCCCCCAGAGGUCUGCUGGACUGAUCUCUACAUUCUUCACGUUUAUCCGGCUGGCCUAUCGUUCUAGCUUCAUCAUCACGACUCGGACGCGUGCUUUGACCUUGUACCUUUCACAUAUUUGCAUGGAUAGACGCGUCGACACGCUUUCACCAACGAUUUUCUUCUUCUUUUACUUUGCAUGAUGGAUCAUUCGCCUAUGUUUUUGAAACUCCGGACGAUUGCUUUCUUGAUAAUCACACUUGUAUGCUUUGUGUGGAUUAUCCUCUUCUCAGUUGUGGUGACUCUGCGAUGGGGAACCUUGGACACAUCGGAACACUCACUUUUAAUUCUCUUCAUCGUCGCCAACUCUAUUACGGUCAUAAUCCUUCCUAUACUGAUUCUACGAGAAUUUCGCACAUGGCUGGACGGUGCUCGUCUUCUGCUUCUACUCAUGAUCCAAAUAGGCGUGGUGGCCGUCUUUACCGCUUGGUACCCCACGUUCACAUGUGCUACCUCCUCGGUGGAUGACCGGGGCGUAUGUCAACUUCUCAACAUGUAUAUUCUGAUUGCGGGCUGGGUUCCGGUCGCAUUGCUGCUCGCCUACGCCUGCUGUCUCGCAUACUACGCCUACCGUAUACGCAACCUCCCACCGUCCAUCGUUAGCGAGCACAGCAGCGACCGUUAUGCCCUCGGCGACGAAGAGAAAAUCUUAGGUCUGAAGAUUGAUUCUCGCAGAGGAACCCUGCCCAUGAUGGAACCCUCCCUCAAUACACCCCUCUCCAUCAGCAUAGACCGCACCAUGCAUCUGGUACACCUCAGUUCGGACGGCAGCUCACCGAUACGACCGUCACCGGGAUCGAGAAGACCGAGUAUGGAGCCUGCGGCGCGCUCGGGGCACCUCAGUGUCGAUGGGAGUCUGCCUUCGACGAAACCGAAUGGGUCUAGGAGGCUGACUCUAGAGAAAGCUAUGCGCCCUGGGCAUGCGAGUGGGAGUCAAUCGACUGGGAGUUCGGGUUCUACAGGUUCGAGGAGACCGAGUAUGGAGCCUGCGGUUUGGCCGGGGCAUCUGAGUGUCGAUGGGAGUCGGCCUUCGACAAGACCGAACAAGUCUAGGAGGCUGACUCUAGAGACAGCGAUACGUCCUGGGCACGGGAGUAGGGACGGGAGUCAGUCUACUGAGAGUCCCAGUUCGACGGAUUCGAGAAGACCGAGCUUGGAACCGUCAGCGAUAGUGUCGUUACACCCAGGACGCCUAAACGUUGCGGUCGAUACCAAUUCGCGGAGACCUUCACAGGUUUCGAUGCUGACACCUGUAACAGCUACUGUGGGGCAAGCGAGUGCUCCAAGUCCACUGCAGGAGUCACCAGGGCCACGGGCCACAGAUAGUGCAGGAGCUGGGGUUGGGGCUGGUCCCCUGAGGGAGAAGAUCAGGAAACAUGAAUCGGGGAGACUGUCAAAGGCUCGUUUGCCUGCGUGGUACUUCUAGGCAAUGCUGUUGAGGACGACCCGUUGUAAACCUCUGCCACAUUGUAACUGUAUCACUUCAAUGCCAGAUGACCGUAACCUGUGUAGCUAUAUAUUACUUACCCCACUUUUAUUGUACGACCUUGCG